Molecule: messenger RNA, 2007 nt
Organism: Rotaria sordida
Lineage: Eukaryota; Metazoa; Rotifera; Eurotatoria; Philodinida; Philodinidae
Source: the annotation of a GenBank genome assembly
AUGGAAUUCACAGUUAGUGACAAUCAGGCUGUCCCUAAUAAUCACAAAAUAAAUGGUGUUGAAACUCAUCUUCAAUCAACAUGUGAUUUAAAUGGAUUUAAACGUAUUGAAAGUGAAGGUGCUAAUAUAAGUGCAAAAGGUUGUUGUCUUCAACCGAUAAAAUAUGUAAGUUUAAAAGAAAAAAUUUUAAAACGUAUUGCCGAUCAUGAUCGUUGGUAUUCACUUGAAUUUUUUCCACCGCGUACACCAAGUGGUGCUGCCAAUCUUAUUGGAUGUUUUGAUCGUAUCGCAGCUGGUCAACCUUUAUUUUGUGAUAUAACAUGGCAUCCAGCAGGUGAUCCAGCUAGUAAUAAAGAAACAAGUUCAAUGAUGAUUGCAAAUACAAUGUUAAAUUAUUGUGGAAUCGAUACAAUGUUACAUAUAACAUGUUAUGGUGCUAAAAAAGCAAAUAUGCUUGAAUAUCUUUAUAAAGCAAAAGAUUGUGGUAUUAGAAAUUUAUUAGCAUUACGUGGAGAUCCACUAGUAGGUGAAGAAUGGGAUGCAGAAAAGAGUGAUUUUCGUUAUGCAGUUGAUUUAGUUAAAUUUAUUCGACAACAUUUUGGAGAUUAUUUUGUAAUUUGUGUUGCUGGUUAUCCACAAGGACAUCCAGAUUCAACAUCAUAUGAAGACGAUUUAAGUUAUUUAAAAAAAAAAGUUGAUUGUGGAGCAGAUUUUAUAAUAACACAACUUUUCUUUCAACCAGAAACAUUUCUUAAAUUUGAAUCUGAUUGUCGUGCUAUUGGAAUAACAUGUCCGAUUAUUCCUGGAAUAUUGCCUAUUCAAGGUUUUGCAAGUCUUCGUAAUAUUGUUCGAUUGGCUAAACUCGAUGUACCUAAAGAAAUUCUAGCUUGUAUUGAACCAAUAAAGGAUAAUGAUGAAGCUAUACGUAAUUUUGGUGUUCAAACAUGUCUGGAUUUAUGUCGUACCUUAUUAGAAUCUGGUAAAGUAGAUGGUCUUCAUUUUUAUACAUUAAAUCGAGAAUUUGCAACAAUUGAAAUAUUAAAAAAACUUGGCCUUUGGUUAGAAGAACAAACAUUACGUGCUUUACCAUGGAAAAAAACUUCAUUUAGUCAUGCACGUUCAAAAGAAAAUGUUCGACCAAUAUUUUGGAGUAUAAGACCAAAGUCUUAUGUACAUCGUACAUCAAAUUGGAAUGAAUUUCCAAAUGGACGUUGGGGUUUAUCAUCAGCACCAUCAUUUGGUGCAUUAACUGAUUAUCAUUUAUUUUAUAUGAAAAUUGAUGCAACACGUGAUGAAUUACUUGAUGAAUGGGGACGUGAAUUAACAUGUGAACAAGAUGUUUGGAACAUGUUUGCUUGUUAUGUUGGAGGUGAAAAAAAUAGUCUAAAUAAAGUUGUUCGUCAUUUCCCAUGGACAGAUGAUGAAUUAGCAUUAGAGACAGGAUUAAUUCGAAAAGAAUUAGUUGAAUUUAAUAGCCAAGGAAUUUUAACAAUUAAUUCUCAACCAGCUGUUAAUGGAAAACCAAGUUUAGAUCCAGUUGUUGGUUGGGGUACACCAAAUGGUUAUGUUUAUCAAAAGGCUUAUUUGGAAUUUUUUACAAAUGAAGGCAAUAUUCCAGUAUUACGAGCUGUUUUAAAAAAAUUUCCAGGAGUUAAUUAUCAUUUUGUGAAUAAAUCAGGUGAAAUUAGUGAAACAAAUGCAGAUGAUGAACAACCAAUAGCUGUAACAUGGGGUGUUUUUGCUGGUCGUGAAAUCAUUCAACCAACAGUUGUUGAUCCUGUUAGUUUUAUGAUUUGGAAGGAUGAAGCUUUUAGUUUAUGGACUGAACGUUGGGGCAAAUUAUAUGAACAAGAAUCAUGUUCACGUGCAAUUAUUGAUAAAAUAGCAAAUACUUAUUUUCUCGUUAAUUUAGUUGAUAAUGAUUAUCCUCAAGGAUCUUGUCUAUGGCAAAUAUUAGAUUCUAUGUUUGAAUAUCAAAAAUUAUCAAACAAACAUAUUGACUCUUGA